Messenger RNA from Coffea arabica (coffee), 795 nucleotides. The record is from RefSeq and is a predicted model, not a curated record. Lineage: Eukaryota; Viridiplantae; Streptophyta; Magnoliopsida; Gentianales; Rubiaceae.
ACCCUUUAGAUAUUGGUUCUUUCUUUCGUCAUAUUGAGCAAAGGAUGAAAAACUUAGGCCUCCCCUAUGAUCUUGCCUUUUUUACUGUUAACUGUGAUUUUUGCUUCAGAUAUCUUUCAUAUCUACUUGAUUCAGAGAAAAACAGCUUGGCUUCAAGCAACUGGGAAACUUGCCUUUGGAUACGCUAAAUACAGGAAUAGUGAAUGUAAACAUUGAUUGGAUUAUCUGUUGUCCUUCUUGCAAGCAACAAAGUGAAGUUGAUAUGAGAUCGCACCGAAGUUUCUUCUGCAGUGGGCACUUCCUCACCAAGAUAUCAAAAAAAAAACAACAACAAACAAAGGAAGAAAAGUUCACACCAACCACUAAGUUGGUGCUUGAAGAAAUUGCUGGAGGCAAUUUUUCCAUGAAAAAUGAUGCAUAUGGGAGCAGUGGAGUAAAUAGGAGCCUUGAUUUUCCAAAAGGGCUACCUGAAAAUGAAGCUACACCAGUAGAAACACUAUCCAAAGUGCGAUCCAAUAUUUCUGAGCAGUGUACCAAAAAAGGUCCAGAAGAUAGCAAUCCGCCUAAGAAUAUUGAAGAUAAGUCUAGCAAAGAAGCUUAAGGGCAAGUAGGCCUAAACUGCUUUAAUUAUGUUACUUUUAUUAAAUCUUUUGUUAGCUGCUAAAUGAUUAGGUCCAUUGCUUUGAUACUUUCUUUGAAACUGCUUCAGUCAUUGACAAAUAAGGGAUCAUGAGAUAGCUAUUAAUAGUUUAGUUUGUUAUCUUGCACCUGCAUAGAUCAUGAAACUUAAUUGCA